AUGUUCGUUGAGAAACUAGCCGUUGGUGUGGGAGCAACCUGCUCUACCCUCGCCAUUCUGGCUUGUUUGGCGGUUGUGUCAUCCUUGUACAGUACCAUCAACGAACUUCACGCUGAAGUUCUCGAUGGCGUCGCGGUGUUUCGCGUCGAGACCGACUCAGCCUGGGCCCAAAUGAUGGACUACCAAGUGACUGUCUCUCCACCUGCCAAGCCUCGUCAGAACCCCUUCAGGUCCAUCUUCCGUGAGAAAAGACAGGCCCUCCCCUCGUACUGCCAAUGCACGCCUCCCACCGUCAACUGCCCUCCAGGACCACCGGGACCACCAGGACAGCCUGGACGACCAGGACAGCCUGGUCAGCCUGGACCACCAGGACAGGAUAACACGGUCGUUUACGCUCCUAUCCAAUGCCCUCCACAAAACACCGCCUGCAUUGAUUGCCCACCAGGACCACCUGGCCCACCCGGACAAGAUGGACAGUGUGGAAAUCCAGGACCCGACGGGCAGCCAGGAGCUCCUGGAGCACCAGGAAACGAUGGUCAGCCUGGACCACUAGGAGAACCUGGAGAUGCCGGAUCACCUGGAAGUCCAGGAUGUGACGGAGCCCCAGGCAACCCAGGACAAGACGGAAUCGCCGGCACCGUAGGAGCACCAGGAAGCCCUGGGUUGACUGGACCUCAAGGUCCACCUGGUGAUAAUGGAGCACCGGGAGAGCCAGGAUGCGAUGGACAACCGGGACAACCGGGACCCGCUGGACAACCUGGAUCUCCUGGUAUCCGUGGUCCUGACGGACCACCUGGACAGCCUGGAGUACCAGGCGUACCUGGAAGAGAUGCUGGAUACUGUCCUUGCCCUAAUCGCUCUACCGCUUACGUCAGCCCUAGUCCAAGUCCUAGCCCAGCUCCAGCAGCGGCUUAUCCAGUCAAGGCUAAGAAACUCAAGAAGCACUAA
Messenger RNA from Cylicocyclus nassatus, 948 nucleotides. The record is from the annotation of a GenBank genome assembly. NCBI's taxonomy places the organism in Eukaryota, Metazoa, Nematoda, Chromadorea, Rhabditida, Strongylidae.